Molecule: messenger RNA, 2298 nt
Organism: Humulus lupulus (European hop)
Lineage: Eukaryota; Viridiplantae; Streptophyta; Magnoliopsida; Rosales; Cannabaceae
Exons: 4
Coding region: 1-2298 (765 amino acids)
Source: RefSeq, a predicted model, not a curated record
AUGGAGGAGGAGGAAAAGGGUGUAAGGAGAGAUGUAAAGAUAAAAACAGAGAAAUGGGGUUGGGCCCAAGUCACAAGCCCAAUCGAGCUGGAUACUGGCUUGGCCCACGAAGGUGUGAGAGGAUGGUUAGACCUUGCAACCCAAGAAGCCCAGGAAGCAGAAGAACAUAUCACGCGUGAAGACAUUCAACCAGAACAAGAGAAAGAAGAGAUAGUCGGCAAUGCAGAAGAGAAGGGUGAAGCGCGUAAGCCACAUAUUGCUGCCAUGUUACAGGCCCUGGAAGCUACUUUCAAACAGCAUUCAGAGUCACAAUUGGAGAAGUUUACCACCUUGUUGGACCAACAUAUGGCGAAGACUGGGGAACGACUUUCCCAAGGACCACCACCACCGUCGCCAGGCUUGACGGGCGACACCAGUGCGAUGAGGGAAUCGGGUCGCACCCCAAGUCGACGUUCACACUCUGAACCAGAAGCUUAUGAAGUCAAUUCCAUUUUGAAAACACUGAGGGUCAAGGUACCCAAGUUCGAUGGGACUAAUGUGGAGGAUUGGGUAUAUAAGAUCAAUAAGUUCUUUGAUCUGCAUCGAGUGGAAAAUCCCAUUCGUCUGACCAUUGUGCCGUUCCAUCUGGAAGGAGUCUCUUGCACCUGGUUCCAAUGGAUGGAGAAGAGUGGGUCGUUCACUGACUGGGAAUCGUUUUUGCGUGCUCUGCAGCAACGUUUUGGGACAUCCAUAUACGAUGACCCCUUAGGCCGCAUCUCCAAACUCAUGCAGAAAGGAAGAGUGUCCGAUUACAGAGCUGAAUUUGAGGCUCUCAUGCCUCGUAUCACUGGAGUUCCGGAAUCGAUGUUCCUGAAUUUCUUCAUUUGGGGUCUGAAGGUGGAGAUUCGCCGUGAGCUUCUCAUGCUUCCCCCUAAGGAUUUGGCUGAUGCAAUGGCGAAGGCGCAGUUAUUUGAAGAUCGUCAUGAUGAUUGGGCUUCUCGACCUCGAGGGGAGGUUACUAAAGCUCCGUGGUCCAACCGUACAUCUACCCCGCACCAGGGAAUGAACUCCUUGGUACAGUUGCCCAAACCGGGACCGUUCGCUUCAGGUACUUCUAUAUCGGCCCCCACAGGUUCUCCCUUGCCGAUUAAAAAGCUAUCACCAACUGAGUUGAAGGAGAGACGUGAUAAGGGUCUCUGUUUUACUUGCGAUGAGAAAUUUCAUUUUGGUCAUAAGUGCAAAAAUCGAAUGCUUAUUCUGUGUGGUUAUGAUGAUGAGGAGAUGGGUACCAUGGUGGACAGUGAGUCGCAUGAAGAGGUUGAAGAGACUGAAGAAGAAGUUAGCUUGAAUUCGUUAUCCAAUUCAAUGAACCCUCGUAUUUUUCGGAUUAUGGCUACACAUGGGUCCGAAGCGGUUGAAGUGCUCAUUGAUACGGGCAGCCACAAUAACUUCAUUCAAGAGGCGUUGGUCACACAGUUGCACUUAGAGUGUGAGGAUACCAAACGAUUCAAAGUCUAUAUGGGCAAUGGGAACUUUCUGCUGUGUUCCAAGAUAUGUAAAGGGGUCGAACUCAUUUUGCAGGGCUAUAGUUUCCUUGUUGAUCUGUAUGUAUUACCCAUAUGUGGUUUGGACAUUGUUUUGGGGAUGCAGUGGCUGCAAACGUUGGGUCCGUGUAUUCAUGAUCAUAAAGCGCUCACAAUGGAAUUUACUUGGCAAGGUACGGUUAUCAAGCUGGCGGGAUCGAAGGAAUUGGCAGCUCACCAAUUAUCUUUUACUCAGUUUCAUGCGAUGCUUCAAGAAGGAGAGGUUAAGGAUAUCUAUCGCCUCUCAGCGGAGCCCGAUCAACUACCGCCGCAUAGAGGGACUGACCAUCGCAUAUUUCUACAACCGGAUUCCACACCGGUUAAUGUUCGCCCAUAUCGGUACCCGUAUUUUCAGAAGGAUUUGAUUGAGCAAUUGGUCAAGGAGAUGCUGGCUGUGGGUUUUAUUCGUCCUAGCACUAGCCCUUAUUCUUCACCCAUUUUGUUGGUUAAAAAGAAAGACGGUACAUGGCGCUUUUGUGUGGACUAUCGGGCUCUUAAUGGGAUCACCGUUAAAGACCGUUUUCCUAUUCCUACGAUUGAUGAACUACUUGAUGAAUUGGGCAGCGCUAGAGUAUUCUCUAAACUUGACUUGCGGGCGGGGUAUCAUCAAAUCCGCAUGGAUCAUAGAGACAUUCACAAAACAGCCUUGCGGACUCACGAAGGCCACUAUGAAUUUAUGGUUAUGCCGUUCGGCCUCACCAAUGCUCCCUCCACCUUUCAAGCGACAAUGAAUUAG